CUGGUGGGAGGCAGGGAGUGAGUAAAAGGACCUGGUGGGAUCACUCUAACGACGUUCUGUUUUCCUAGCAAUAUAAAGUUUUGUCGUGUGUUUUUUUCCCCUACUUUCACGCCAGUGUUAUUAUGGCUCUGUAAUAAAGGAUACAGACAACAUGGGACAUUGGUUUAAUUGUGUAGUCCCACCAAGACAACAAUGGCCAAGACGUUGGCUGAUCAGUAAUUUGGUCACGUACAAAGACUUGAGCCAAGGAGAUGUGCCGCUACCGCAGCCAUCUCUCAAGUCAUCUCUCAAGUCGCUUGGGGAAUCAUCUAUUCAAGACAACUAGAGGGCCAGCUAAACAUCCAGAUGUCAAUACGCCGCUCUUUCGUCUCCUUUUUCUACUCACAAGUCGGACGGGGAAACAGAAAGGAAGAAACGUGACCCUAAAGGAAGAAAAAAAAAAAAGAGAGUGUCGAUGACGCAGACCGGAAGUGUCGAGAAAGACUCUGAAUAGCGGCUGAUUGGAAGACACCGUUCAAUCGUAACAUUUCACGACAAUGGCGCUAUUUCCAAAAUUACCUUUUCGCUACAUGGACUUAAGCAUGCGGAUAAUGUUUUCUGAAAAAAAAAAAGUUCUUUACGCCUUAAUAAGAAUCAAAGCAAUGUUCGGCUAUAAGCGAUGUCAAUGGAGCUACAUAAAGGAUGACUUUGUUUUCGUAUUUAAUGCUUGACUUAUCCUUUUGCCCUUACUGUUCUUUUUAAACGGAUUAAAUUAGUGAAACAUAAAAUAGUGGCGUGAAAAGAAAUAAAAGAAUAUUUUCAUUGCAUGAAAUUGAAUUUAACAGUGAAUUUACUAAUAACUUAAAAACAUUAAAAGGGUUUGGAUUUUUCGAACUUAUUAUUGUGUCAUUUUAGAACAACAAGUGCACACUACUCUUGAUCUCAAAACAUGCAAAUAGCGACGUGCAGAAGCCUCAACUCGCUUAAAGAGCAUCUCAGGGGCUGAAUGAGAGACUCGCCCGACUCCUCAAUGACGACGACAUGGUCAGCUCUAUUCUAGGAGACAUUCUAGCCUCUGUCUUGCUGUGUGCUGUAGUGCUACUGGUGCUUGUGGGCAACACGCUCGUGGUGGCAGCAGUGACCACCUCCAGGAAGCUGAGGACAGUCACUAACGUCUUCAUCGUCAACCUGGCCUGCGCUGACCUUCUCCUCGGGGUGCUGGUUCUGCCUUUCUCCGCGGUUCUAGAAAUCAAGGACAUCUGGAUAUUUGGUCACAUCUGGUGUCAGGUUUGGUUAGCUGUUGAUGUCUGGUUGUGCACCGCUUCUAUUCUUAACCUGUGCUGUAUCAGCCUCGACCGCUUCCUUGCCAUCACCAGGCCCAUCAGAUAUCCAGGUCUGAUGUCAGCGCGAAGAGCAAAGACACUCGUGGCAGGAGUCUGGCUUUUCUCCUUCCUAAUAUGCUGCCCUCCUCUCAUUGGCUGGAGCGACACCAGUCAAAACCGACUGGACGAAGGCACGUCACAGUCCCCUCUAAAUACAACACCUGCGGCAGCCACAACACCAGGAAGUAGAUCGUACUGCGACAACUCAUCCUUCGGCGCUAACCACACCCCUCCCUGCAUGAGCGAUUCGGACACAUUCUACAAAACAUGUGAGUUGACCAACUCCCAAGGUUACAGGAUCUACGCUGCCCUCGGGUCAUUCUUCAUCCCCAUGUUGGUCAUGGUGUUCUUUUACUUGCAGAUCUAUCGAGCUGCCAUGAAGACAAUCUCAGCUUAUGCUAAAGGCGAGCUGAAAACAAAAUAUUCCGUCAGAGAAAAUGGUUCCAAGACAAGCUCCGUCACGCUUCGUAUACAUCGUGGUGGUCGAGGUUUGAGUACUUCUGGGAGUGUAUACAGACAAGAUAGUACUUACGGGGGGAGUUGCAGACAUUCUAACGUCAAUGAGGGAGGGGAGUGUUCGACGAAUGGGAGAAGGUACGGCAGGCAGGAGAACGAUGGUCAUCUGUCCAUCAGGAAAUGUAGAAGUAGCGAUAUCAGCUUAGCCGCUCUGACUGGACAUUCCUGUGAAGUGAUAGACAACAGCAGCUCAAGACUCAGUCCAACGUCUGAAAGACUUCAAAGAAACAACAGGUCGUUCUGUUGGAAGGCGGAGAAGAAGAGGUCAGAAGGGAGUCAGAUGUAUCAAGCAGAGAUCCACAAUGGCCGAAGUCCACUUCCUCUUCGGUGCGCCAGUCGGUGUAUAUCUCUGGAAUCCGACGAAAGCUCGUCUGGCGACUGUAAGAUGAAAGUUAAAAAGUCCAGCGACAACUCACGAAAUUCUCAAUUCACGCACGCGCCACUCAUGUCUACACUAUCCUUACAUACUGAGGACUCAGAGACAAUCUACACCCGAGGUUCAUCGAAUUCGGAGUUUAAACCCCGCCGCUCACGCCUCUCCGCGCACAAGCCAGCCAACGCAAUGAGGCUUCACAUGCAGAAGUUUAACCGCGAGAAGAAAGCCGCCAAGACUUUGGCCAUAAUUGUGGGAGCUUUCAUUAUGUGCUGGCUACCAUUUUUCACUAUCUACCUGGUUGGUGCCUUCUGUGAUGGCUGUAUUUCUCCUAUUGUAUUCUCUUUCGCCUUUUGGCUUGGUUACUGUAACUCUGCCAUGAACCCUUGUGUCUACGCUCUGUUCUCGAGAGAUUUUCGGUUCGCCUUCAGAAAACUUUUAACCUGCAAGUGCAAAAUUUGGAACGCGAAUCGAAAUUUUCGUCCCACGACCUCCGAUGUGCCGGCCAUUCAAUUGCAUUGCGCCACUCAGGACGACUUGAAGCAUUCCUCCGAUAUAGGUGUGGACGGCCAGUGGAGAUGAUGUCCAUGUGUUAUAUAGCCAUAGACUUCAUUCGAAAUCUGUCAUACAUGGAUUUAAGAUUGCGCCAAAAAUGGUAAUGAAUGGUAAUUUCGUACAGAAGAAUAUUUUCUUAAGAAACCUGCGCUGGUGACGGACAUAAUUCUCCAAGCGUACAUAAUGUGAUAUUAUCUUUUUAUACGUACAUUCAUUGUUUGUUAUGACAAUUUACUGGGUGUACUUGUCAUCAAUAUUAGCUAAUAAUAGCAGUCCGGCCUUAGAUAAUUGGAGGCACUAGGCGAAGUAAAUACUAUAUCCUCAGAUUAAUGUUUCUCUUGGCUGCACAAUACUUCUAAUUUUUUGAUUAAAUAAACCUAUAUAAAAUAAUUGUUGAUUUUACAAUUUUAGCAAAGAAUGUAGACAGAUAGAAAAUUAUUAUUAUUUUCUUUUUGUAAUGCAUCAAAGUGUCGAUGACUUAAGUCCUUUAAUUACAUGCAUUACUUUCCUAACUUGCACAUCUGGAAUUAAUUUGCCAACAUGUGCUUCUGAUUCUCUCACAUUAUGAAACACGCCUCUCUUAGGGUGCUCAACGUCUUGAUAAAGGGGUCCAGGGGGAGCGGCGAGGUCUGGCAUAAUAUUUUAAAGGGACAAAAAUGUGUACAUUUUUAUUGUAUUUAUAAAUCCAUGCUUGACUAUGAAUCAAAUAAAAUGCUUUCAUUACCAAUGUUUCACAAAAUUAAACUAUUUGAAGUAAGAGACGUUGUUUCAUCCUAUAGGUUGGACCUUUCAACUGUACAUCGAUUUCACGAGAGUGGACUUGCUUUCUCCAGAUCAUGGGGGAUGCCCCAACUGUUAACCAGACAAAGGGAUACGUAAAGGUGAAGGUCUUACUGAACACGAAAAGGGUCUUACAACGCUCAAUCCCAUUACAGACGUACUGCGCUAUUCGCUCUAUGUCCCUCAUAAAUGGUCAGUGCUGCCUCCUUCUUUCUUUAGACUUAAGUUAACAUUUGCCCGUCCCAGCCCUUUUUACCUGACCUUUUAUUUUUAAUAUGCUCUUGAUACUAUGUGAAAAGUUCAUUGCAAACCUUAGAAGAAUGAAUUUCUGAAACUCAUAAUGCAAGAAAAUGAUUGGGUUAGAGCCCCUGGCUAUCUAAAGGUGAAACCUGCACUGUCUCCAAUAGAAUCUCCAUAAAUAUGGUUUUCUAGUGUACAAAACCAAUUACAUUUUUAAAACCCCCCCCUGACCCAACUGUUGGAACUUAAGCGCUCCUCCUGGUAUUGAGGGUCCCACUAGAAAAGUUUGAGAAACACUGGCCUUCAGAUUUCGAUGUUUCUAGUUAUAUCUUCUUGUUUUUAGCAUCAGCUGUUUGAUUUUGUUUUUCUUGAUUUCAAUGCGAGAAUGUAUAACAUGUUUUUGAAAAUAA
This is a messenger RNA of Biomphalaria glabrata, 4235 nucleotides long. Its product is annotated as octopamine receptor 1-like. Gene Ontology annotation, biological process: adenylate cyclase-activating adrenergic receptor signaling pathway. The record is from RefSeq and is a predicted model, not a curated record. The transcript is spliced from 3 exons. Gene Ontology annotation, cellular component: membrane. Bases 1021 to 2832 code for a protein of 603 amino acids. NCBI's taxonomy places the organism in Eukaryota, Metazoa, Mollusca, Gastropoda, Planorbidae. Gene Ontology annotation, molecular function: G protein-coupled amine receptor activity.